CAGAGAUCUGUGAUGACGCAAUGGUCCCACAACAUCCAUAACCAAGAUGGCGGAGGAAGUUGAGUGUGGAUCAUCCAUUCAGGAGACAGCACAAUGUUUCCAUCGGCCUCAGCACUCCAAAUUCCUGCUGGCCAACAUGAACGAGCUCCGAUCCCGUCCGCACAUGUGCGACGUAACUCUCAUGGUGGGCGGGAAGGAGUUUUACCUGCAGAAGAUCGUGCUGUCGGCUGCAAGCACCUACUUCAGGGCCUUAUUUGAUUACAGCAAGGGGCAGGGACAAGUUGGGGACAAGCCAUUACAGAUCGAGGCAGAGAGCCUCACGGCAUCUGUUUUUGAACAAAUUGUGGAGUACAUCUACACGGGGAAGAUUGAUAUCAGUGAAGACAACGUCCAAGACAUUCUCCAAGCCGCAGACAUUCUCCUCAUGACAGAUCUGAAGGAACUGUGCUGUGAGUUCCUGGAGCAGGUCAUCAGUCCAGAGAACUGUCUGGGGAUCCGCAACUUUGCCGAACUCUUCAACUGUCCCGAGAUCCAAUUUUUCGCCACCGAGUACAUGGAGAUGUCCUUUCACCAGGUCAUGUUCACGGAGGAGUUUCUGGAGCUGACGUUCGAGCAGCUGCUGGAGAUCCUGGAGCAUGACAAACUGAACGUACGCAACGAGCAGGACAUCGUGGAGUGCGUGCUGAAAUGGCUGGAACACAAGCCGGAGAGCCGGCAGGAGCACCUGCAGCAGCUGCUGUCCAGCCUGUGGUUGGAGACGUUAGAGGCACGCUACAUCGAGGAGAGGAUUGCCAAGCACGAGCUGGUGAUAGACAUUGGUCCGGUACAGACCAUGUUACUGGAACACAUGCAGCCCAAAUCUGAGGAGCAAAGCUGGAACUCCACACGACCUAGAGGAUACAUGGACGUCAUCGUUGCUAUCGGGGGAGAAAGUCGCAGGAAUAAGGACAAGGUUCUGGACACGGUGCGGUGUGUGCGCCCACGGCAGAGACAACACCUGUCUGUGUGGAUAGACCUUGCUCCUCUCCUCACAGCCAGGAAGGACCAUGCUGUCUGUGCAGCCGGUGGCUACAUCUUUGUGUAUGGAGGGAUAGCCCAGGAUGGUCAGGUGCUGUCCAGUGGGGAGAGGUAUGACCCAGGGAGGAACGAGUGGAAGGAGGUUGCGCCCAUGCUGGAGGCCAGACACUCCUUCGGCCUGGUGGCGAUCGGCUGCACGCUAUACGCCGUGGGAGGCGAGGGAGACUUUGGCCAGGUCCUCGACACCAUGGAGCAUUACGACAUCUUCUUAGACCAAUGGAUACCUGACGUGAACAUGACCGCACCUCGCAAACUGGCCUGUUAUGCCACAUGUAACAAGAAGAUCUAUGCUAUUGGUGGUGGGAGAGUAGGGAAGCUCUAUGAGUCUGUGGAAUGCUACAGCCCCAAAACUCAGCUCUGGAGCUCAGUCAGUCCCCUGGAGGAGCGCCGCUUCCACGCCUGUGCUACCGGAACCCUCGGGAACGAGCUGUACGUCGUCGGGGGGUUCCGGAAGCUGGAGUGUCCCAGCUCCGUACACCAGGAGAUCAAGUUCUGCGGAGGAGAGGUGUACAGCGAGGCUGCGGGGAGGUGGUUCAAGGUUAGCACCAACACCAUGUGCACCAUGACAGGGUCAUCCAUAGUCAACUCUGCCAUUACCAUAGGCAGCAGCGUGUAUGUGGUGGGAGACUUGGAUGUGGGUCAUCAGUACAACAGUGUCCGUGAGUUCCGUAUCCCCACGCAGACGUGGCACUGUGUGAUGCGAGACUUCCCCACCGACCAGAAGAACAUGAACUGCUGCACCAUCCGCAUGCCCAGCUGCUUCCUGUUCCGCGCAGAGCUGGAGAAACGCAAGGCCGCCAUUGAAGCACGCGCUCGACAGCUCUACACGCACGCCGCCGCGCAGCAGUCCCCGGAGCGAUACGGGUCCGGGGGGAUGACGGGAGCGAUGGGCGCCAUGGCACGAGGGGAGGACGGGGAGGGAGGGCAAGGCGGGGAGGGAGGGCAACAGUAACUCUUCCCUGUUCAUCAAAGCCUCAGAACAACUACAACAACUGCAUCCACACUCUUUACAAAGCCAUGGUGAACAACUACCUGUAGAUAUAUAGAGGAACGCUAUGUAUAUUGUAGUUGUGUAGAAAGAUAAGUGCUCUAUUUUGUUGCGAGGAAACUGCUUGCAUCAUCAGUAUGGUGAAGGAAAAGUCCAUUGAUCUUCUCCCUACUGAUGUAGCCUUUUUGCACCAAAUUGUAUUACAGAGUUAGGCAGCAGGGAGAAGGAGCAAGUCUGAACAAAACAAAAGAGUUAGUCUCAUUUUUCCAAGUGGGUGGUUAUGGUGGGGCCAACAGUGAGUUGAGAUUUAUAUAUGUAUAUGUACUAGUAUUCAUAUGUAAGAUUUAAUGUGAAAUGUAUGUGUACAUGGUAUACAUAAAACUGUAAUGUGGUAUCACUGACUUGGUGAUAGAGUAUUAGUAAUCUGACUUACCCAAGGAAGCGAUGUUCUAUCAUUGAAGAACUCAUACUUUUAAGAUCUGUAAUGGUUCUUAGAUGUUAUAUAUAAAUACUUGUACCAACAAUGCGACCAUUUUUAAAAUGGCAGAGUUUUUUUAGCUCAGAUGUGUAGCAAAUGUGUGCCUUGUGUCUUGUACAAAAUUUUAUUAGGUUGAGUUUUUUUAUGACUUUUAUUUCUUACGAAGGUAGAAAAUAUAUUUAUUACUAAUGGGUGGGUACUAAUGUGUACGUAACUUGUAUGCAAGUGAGCAAUAGAUAAUGUCUCCAUGUAUUGUGUUCAGAAAAUAAGCCCUAAGUCUUAUGUAUGUGUCUUGAGAAAUGUGCAUGUAUAUCUGGGUGUAUGUUUACACACACAAUUGUGUAUUAAAGCCCACGGUAUAUUUUGAUACAAAAUAUAUCAAGCAACUACCGGGUAGAUGAAUUCUAUAAAGAGAUAUGCUUCAGAUAGGAUCCACAAUCUUACAAAAGUUACAUCAGUGACCGAGAAUGACCUCUUUGAUGAAAGAUAGUGGAUGCUAUCAAGAAAUGUCUGACUCUUUGAGAAUUUAUCCAGUCGCUUGAUUAACUUCAAAUAAGGAAAGUUGUACCUGGAUGUUUAACCUUCAUCACCAUAUCAAGUAUUUGUAUGAGUAUGUGGUAGUGUGUUUGCUCCUGGUAACUCUUGGUGUCAUUAUGUAAGGAAGUACAGAAGUACAUGGGAUUUGUGCAAAAGCUAUUUUUGUUGCAUGGCAAUUUUUAGACUGUUACAGAUUUUGUUUUCAUCACUAUGAUAUACUGUAUUUUUUUAAAGCUUGUCAUAUGUAAAGUGCUACAUGUGUAGCACAUAUAUUAGUUGUUUCUUGGAUUUAGUCCAGAAAUGGUUAAGAUGUUAAAAGAUUUGAAAGUGUGAAAAAACAUAGAGUUUUAAAACUUAGAACUCUUGAAGAACACAUUUCAUUAUCUGUAACAGAUACUAUGAUUAACGGGAUUUAAUUGGUGUGGUCUCACAAAUGUUAACUAUAUGAGGGAAUGUAGAUGCUGGUAUUAUGUAUGAAAUGUUCAGCAAUGUAACAUUUUAUUACAGGAAAAGAAAUGGACAACACUCACAUUGGUUGUCAGUGGAAGAUGU
Branchiostoma belcheri (Belcher's lancelet) is the source of this 3632-nucleotide messenger RNA. RefSeq names its product gigaxonin-like. Lineage: Eukaryota; Metazoa; Chordata; Leptocardii; Amphioxiformes; Branchiostomatidae. Gene Ontology annotation, molecular function: protein binding. The record is from RefSeq and is a predicted model, not a curated record.